UGAAUUUUUCGAUUAAAAUAUUUUUCAAUGUUAUACCUACAUAAAAUGGAAAAGAUAUGAAAAUUUUGCAUUAUUUUAUACAAUAAAAACAAAAUGAAAAAAAAAAAAAAAAAACAACUUGUGAAGUUCCUGUGGGGCAUUAUAUGUAUGCACAUAUUUCCUUUGUCUAUUUGUAAGAACAUGAACAUAUCCUUCACGACUCUUCUCAUUGUCUGAUUCUGAGAACGUUUUUCUGUUCCUCAUGCAAUGCAGCUCUGUGAUCUUUCAAUCCAUGUUAACGGUCAGCAAACCUUCUUUCUCAAUCAGAAAGUUGUGUCAGCAUAUUCUGGAAAGUUGAAGAAGAUCAUCAGGCAAGAAAAAAGAAAAUCCCAGAUUAAGAAUCUAAGUAUCGAAAUCGGUGACUUUCCAGGAGGCCCAGAUGGCUUUGAGAUGGUUUCAAGAUUCUGUUACCAUGAUGGUAGAAUUGAAAUUACAGUCAUGAAUGUUUGUCUUCUUCAUUGUUGUGCAAUCUUUCUUGGGAUGACAGAGAAGGUUUCGCCUUCCAAUCUCUUGAAACAGACAGAGUCAUUUCUUGAAGGAAUAUUUUACUGGUCAUGGAAUAAUAUACUUGCAACUCUCAGGAGCUGUGAGUCUUUCUUUACUUAUGCAGAUUCAUAUGGCGUGGUUCAAAAACUCAUCUAUGCCUUGUUAGCAAAGAUUGCUCAGCAUUCAGAUUCAGUUAGUCUUCUUGCUUCCUCUUCUUCUUCAUCUUCUUCUCCAGAAACUGCAUCUGGGUUCAGAUUAUCUUCCUCAGCCAAAACCAGUACUCCUACAUCAGCGAAGCCAUCGUCAGGAAAACAGUGGUGGUUUGAUGACUUGGCCUUGUUAUCUCCGGUGACAAUUGAAAAGUUGAUAAAGAAUUUAGGGGCAUAUGGGAGUGAUAACACCAGCUUGAUUCUCACAAGAUUCAUAAUCCACUAUUUGAAAAUCAGAGUUCCCUGUAGAAGUAAUGGAACAAUUGAUGAUGCUACCACUGUGUAUGGCGGCCUUGCAGAUACAGCUGUUCAUGGGGUGAUUAUGUCUGGAAAAUCAGCAUUCUCCUGCAGAGGAAUGCUCGUGAUACUGAGGACAGUGUCAGGAUUUGGAGUGAGCAAAGAUUGCAGGGAUAAGUUGGAGAGAUUAAUAGGCAGCAUGCUUGACAAAGCAACUUUAGAUGAUUUGCUGAUAUCAGGACAAGAGAAGGGUGUCUAUUAUGAUGUAAAGUUGGUGUUAAGGUUGAUAAGAACAUUUGUUAAUAAUGAUGCUUGUGCUGAAAUGGUGUCCAACCAGAGGAUGAAAAUGGUUGGCAGAUUGGUUGAUAAAUACUUGGGUGAAAUAUCACCUGAUCACAACCUUAAGAUGUCCAAAUUUCUUGGAGUUGCAGAAAGUUUACCAGAUAAUGCUAGAGAUUGCUUUGAUGGUGUCUACAGAGCCAUUGAUAUGUAUCUUCAGCGUUUGGAAUGGAAGAAGUGGAUGAGUUAUUCGAUGAAGCUGAGAGAUAUGGAGCACUUGAAAUGAAGAAUCUUAUAUGCAAGUGUGGUAGUCAUGUAAAGCUAAUGACUUCAAGGAUGAAGAGGAACCCUAGGCGAAAGUUCUAGGGUUGCGCUUACCACAAUGUGAGUUCUUUGUAAAAUUUAUUUUCUUAUUCAGUUUGUUUGGGUUGUUGGCCUCUUUUUAGAAAUAUCUGUUAAUUCAUGGAUGGUGAUUUAUAUAGAGUCAUUGUGAUUAUUUUCACUAUCAUGACGAGUGAAUAAGCGAAUGCCACUUCUGAUGUUGAAUGAGGUGAAAGCUAUGAAUAUAGCUACAAAACAAGAGGCUGCCAGCUUGAAUGAGAUAAGCAUUCAAUUGGAAAGGACUGGUCGAGAGUUGGAAGAUUUUAAGGCAGAUGUUGGAAGGUAGAUGGAAAAAAUGAGAGAGCUGAAUGAAGAGGUGUUUUGCCUAAUAAAUAAUUUGUAUAUGCACCAUAUUGGAAUAAUUGGUGUCUUGGGUGCUGGUGCUGCAUAUGUCUUAUACCAAGAUUAUUUUUAGAGAAUACAUGUAUGUAGAUAGUCAGUUUAUGGCUUUAUGAAGCCUUUUGGACAAGUGAAUGUGCCUUUUUGUUGUUAUGUAUUACUAAUGUUGUUGAAUGAAAAUUGGUUUAUAGCAUGAAA
This is a messenger RNA of Ricinus communis (castor bean), 2168 nucleotides long. Its product is annotated as BTB/POZ domain-containing protein At3g19850. The coding region runs from base 247 to 1536 and encodes 429 amino acids. The record is from RefSeq and is a predicted model, not a curated record. The transcript has 3 exons. Lineage: Eukaryota; Viridiplantae; Streptophyta; Magnoliopsida; Malpighiales; Euphorbiaceae. Gene Ontology annotation, molecular function: protein binding.